Carassius gibelio (silver crucian carp) is the source of this 466-nucleotide messenger RNA. Its product is annotated as histone H2B. The record is from RefSeq and is a predicted model, not a curated record. The transcript has a single exon. Gene Ontology annotation, molecular function: DNA binding; protein heterodimerization activity; structural constituent of chromatin. Gene Ontology annotation, cellular component: nucleosome. NCBI's taxonomy places the organism in Eukaryota, Metazoa, Chordata, Actinopteri, Cypriniformes, Cyprinidae. The coding region runs from base 44 to 418 and encodes 124 amino acids.
UCUCUCAUCAUUGUCUCGUGAGGUUUUGAUCUCCAGCAGCAUCAUGCCUGAACCAGCGAAGUCCGCGCCGAAGAAAGGCUCCAAGAAGGCCGUCACCAAGACCGCUGCGAAAGGAGGAAAGAAGCGCAGAAAGUCCAGGAAGGAGAGCUACGCCAUCUACGUGUACAAAGUGCUGAAGCAGGUUCAUCCCGACACCGGGAUCUCUUCGAAGGCGAUGGGCAUCAUGAACUCUUUCGUCAACGACAUCUUCGAGCGCAUCGCCGGUGAGUCGUCUCGUCUCGCUCACUACAACAAGCGCUCCACCAUCACUUCCCGAGAGAUCCAGACCGCCGUGCGUCUGCUGCUGCCCGGGGAGCUGGCCAAACACGCCGUGUCCGAGGGCACCAAGGCCGUCACCAAGUACACCAGCUCCAAGUAGAGCUCCGCUGCAGCUCCACACACAAAGGCUCUUUUAAGAGCCACACAA